AUCGGCCAUCUUUAUUCUCUGUGAUAGUGCAGGUGUUUUGACGUGGUCCUCAUUUUUUUUCAAUAAACAAAUUUUACAUUUUCUCCAAAGUGUUAAAACUUGAAAAAAAGUUAGUUUAAUUAAAAAUUUCUCGCCAUGGGCGAUAAUAAAUCAUUUUUACAUGUGUGGUGCAGUAAAUCCAAUAAGGAGCCGCAAUUUGAAGUUCGUCCUACAGGACCAAAGCAUCGUCAACGCUUUUUAUGCGAAUUGCGAGUAGCUGGAUUUGAUUAUGUUGGCGUUGGUAAUUCGACAAAUAAAAAAGACGCACAGGGAAAUGCGUCUCGUGAUUUUAUUAAUUAUUUAGUUCGUCUUGGACAUAUAAACGCGCAGGAUGUUCCCGCUGAUUUUGGUUUACCAGCACCAUCAGGUGGUGCUGAUGAAUCUAAUUCGGGAUCAAUGGCUCCAAGUCGACCAGUUUUUCGCGAUGGCAUGGGUCCCAAUGACAUUGGUCAGGCCUAUCGUCCAUAUCGUGAAGGUGGUCAAGAACAGGGAAAUUACACUUAUAUGGAUCGUUUGGCUGAUCAAAAGAGAGUUGAGGAAGCCGAGGAUCUCGAUAUUAAUGCUGGUAUUCAUGGAAAUUGGACAAUUGAAAAUGCAAAAUCAAAACUUCAUCAAUUUAUGCAGGUCAAUAAAAUUAGCGCCGAUUACAAAUACACACCUGUUGGUCCCGAUCACACCAGGAGCUUCAGGUCUGAAAUGAGUUUCUACGUGAAGAAAUUGGGAAGAACUGUUGUUGCAAGAGAAACUGCAUCCAAUAAACAAACAGCGUCAAAAAGUUGUGCUUUGUCACUUGUACGACAACUUUAUCAUCUUGGUGUAAUUGAAGCUUUCACGGGAACUUUGAAGAAAAAUAAGGAAGCUGAUCAAAUGAAAGCGUAUCCGGUGAAAAUUAGUCCAGAACUUGAGGAAGAAAUUCAUCAAGUCUUAGAGGGAUUGGAAGUUAAACCAGUCGAUGUUACUUGUGCACCUCCAUCUUCAAAUGCACAAUCAGAAAACGAUGAGAAAUCAAUACCAGGAAUAUCACUUGUAUCUGACAAGGUUUUAGAUGAUUUUAUAUCAAGUGUUCCACAGCCAGCCGGUGUUGUGAGUUGGUCGCCACCACAACAAAAUUGGAAUCCAUGGACAGGUUGUAAUAUUGAUGAAGGACCAUUGGCAACAAUGCAACUUGAUAAAUUAUCCGAAGAUGUGAUGCAAGAUGAAAAAAUGCGACAUCAACAAGAUAUGGAUUUGCAAAAAAGUUGCAAAGACAGAUGUCAAUUGCCAGUUUAUGCAAAAAGAAAUGAAAUAAUGACAGCAAUAAAUGAUAAUCCAGUUAUUAUUAUUCGUGGUAAUACUGGUUGCGGUAAGACAACACAAGUUUGUCAAUUUAUUCUCGAUGAUUAUAUUCAAACGGGCCAAGGUGCAUAUUGUUCAAUUGCCGUGACACAACCAAGAAGAAUAUCAGCGGUGUCAGUUGCUGAUCGUGUUGCUGUUGAACGAUGCGAAAGUCUUGGACAAUCAGUUGGUUAUUCAGUGAGAUUUGAAUCAGUUUUACCAAGACCCUAUGGAAGUAUAAUGUUUUGUACCGUUGGUGUUUUAUUGAGAAAACUCGAGGGUGGCUUACGUGGUGUUUCACACGUAAUUGUUGACGAAAUUCAUGAACGUGAUGUUAAUUCUGAUUUUAUAAUGGUCGUAUUACGCGAUAUGGUACAUAUGUAUCCGGAUUUAAGAAUUAUUCUCAUGUCAGCGACAAUUGACACAACUUUAUUUAGUCAAUAUUUCAAUAAUUGUCCAGUUAUUGAAAUACCAGGACGUGCAUAUCCAGUGCAGGAAUAUUUUAUGGAGGAUUGUAUACAUUUAACAAAAUUUGUACCGCCAAUGGAAUCGAGAAAACGUAAAAGUCGUGACGCUGAUGAUGCGCCAAAUGAUGGUGAACCCGAGGAGAAUUUAAAUCAAAUUAUCAGCGAUGAAUACAGUAAUCAUACAAAAAAUUCAAUGGCACAAUUAACGGAGAAGGAAAUUAGUUUUGAAUUAAUUGAGGCUAUUUUGAAAUAUAUACGCGAUCAAAAUGUGCCUGGGGCUGUUUUAAUUUUUUUGCCCGGUUGGAAUCUUAUAUUUGCAUUGAUGAAACAUUUACAGCAACAUCCAUUGUUUGGUGGUUGUAGUUAUUGUAUUAUUCCAUUGCAUUCACAAUUGCCAAGGGAGGAUCAGAGAAAGGUAUUUGAUCCAGUACCAUCGUCGGUGACGAAAAUUAUUCUCUCGACAAAUAUUGCUGAGACAUCAAUUACAAUUAAUGAUGUUGUCUAUGUAAUUGAUUCGUGUAAAGCGAAAAUGAAACUUUUUACAUCGCAUAAUAAUAUGACAAAUUAUGCGACUGUUUGGGCGAGUAAGACAAAUCUUGAACAACGUAAAGGUCGUGCUGGUCGUGUUAAACCGGGAUUUUGUUUUCAUCUUUGUUCGAAAGCGCGUUAUGAAAAAUUGGACGAACAUAUGACACCGGAAAUGUUUAGAACACCAUUACAUGAAUUGGCAUUGAGUAUUAAAUUAUUGAGAUUGGGAAGUAUUGGGAAAUUCCUUUCCAAGGCCAUUGAACCACCUCCAAUUGAUGCUGUUAUUGAAGCUGAAGUUAUACUUAGAGAAAUGAAGUGUUUAGACAAAAAUGACGAAUUAACGCCACUUGGAAAAAUAUUGGCACGUUUGCCAAUUGAGCCGCGUUUAGGUAAAAUGAUGAUACUUGGAUGCAUGUUCCGAGUUGGAGACGCACUUUCGACAAUGGCUGCGAAUAGUACAACUUUCCCGGAAGUUUACAAUAUGGGUCCAGAUACAAAACGAUUGUCAUAUCAACAAAGAGCAUUCGCUGGUGCAAGAUAUAGUGAUCAUGUUGCAAUGUUACACGCAUUUGAAACAUGGGAAGAAGCAAGAGACGGUGGCGAAUUUGCCGAACAAACAUUUUGCGAGUCGAAAAAUUUGAGUUUACCAACAUUGCGAGUCACAUGGGAAGCUAAGAAUCAAUUGCAAGCGCUUUUGACGAGUGCCGGAUUCCCCGAGGAAACACUUUGUCGAACUCCAUUAAAUUAUCAAGCUGGUGCUGAUGUUCGACUCGAUACAAUCACUGCAUUACUUUGCAUGGGACUUUAUCCAAAUGUCUGUUUUCAUAAAGAGAAAAGAAAAGUGCUGACGACUGAAGCGAAAGCUGCAUUAAUUCAUAAAACCUCAGUGAAUUGUAGCAAUAUGGAGCAAAAUUUUCCAUUCCCAUUCUUUGUUUUUGGAGAGAAGAUUCGAACAAGAGCCGUGUCCUGUAAACAAAUGACAAUGGUAUCGCCAAUUCAUUUAUUGCUCUUUGGCUCGCGUAAAGUCGAAUUUAUCGACGGCGUGGUGAGAUUGGACAAUUGGAUUAAUUUGGAAAUGGAGCCAAAAACAGCGGCAGCAAUUGUUGCCCUACGACCAGCACUCGAGAGUCUUGUAAUUAGAGCGGCAAAGGAUCCGGAAACAGUUCUUGAAUUGAGCCCCGUCGAGGAGAAAGUGCUUUCAGUGAUUAAAACACUUUGUGGUAUGAAUGCAUGUCGUCAUGAAAUGGAACCAAUUACUGGCGGUGGUUUUCAAUCGCGACGACCACCAAAGGGACAUAUCACUGGAUUCUCAGCUAGUGGUAGUGGUGGUCCUCCAGAUAAAAUGGCACGCACUGAUAAUUGGAAUAAUGAUGGUAAUAAUGGAAAUAGUAGCGGUGGAUUUGGUGGUAAUCGAGGAUACAGAGGAAAUCGAGGAUUUGGUAGAGGAGGUCGUGGAUUUGGAGGUGGUAGUGGUCGCGGUUACGGAGGAGGAAGUCGUGGAUUCAGUGGAAACUGGGGCAACAGUGGAAGAUCGAAUUUUUAGACGAAAGAAGAAAAUUUUAAAAAAAAGUAUUAAUCUAAUCAUUCUUUUUAAUAAAAUCUGAUAAAAGUUUUGGAUUGAUGUUCAAUUAGUUUUUGAUAUAAGUAUAUUAUUCCGUGGUAUUUCGAAAUUUGUUUCCGAGACAGGAUUGAAAAGAAUUAAAAUUCAGCAUCAGAAUAAAACUAAUUGAUUCGGAAUGAAACAAAUUUGAAUUUGGAUAGAAAUUAAUUGGCCUCGGAAAAAAAUUUCGAAAUGUCGCGAAAUAAUAUUUAUUAAAAUUGAUUGAAAUGUAAUUCGAAAAUUUCGUUAGGGAACUUAUGAUAGUAUAAAUAUAUCUAUGAAGUAUCAUUUUACUUUUUACAGUUUGAUAAUCAUUACUCUUAUAUUAUUUAUCAUUUACGAUUAUUAAAUUCUGAAAUACGA
Molecule: messenger RNA, 4311 nt
Organism: Leptopilina boulardi
Lineage: Eukaryota; Metazoa; Arthropoda; Insecta; Hymenoptera; Figitidae
Gene: mle
Product: dosage compensation regulator-like
Exons: 8
Coding region: 136-3891 (1251 amino acids)
Biological process (GO): positive regulation of transcription by RNA polymerase II; regulation of mRNA processing
Cellular component (GO): intracellular anatomical structure; nucleolus; ribonucleoprotein complex
Molecular function (GO): double-stranded RNA binding; 3'-5' DNA helicase activity; ATP binding
Source: RefSeq, a predicted model, not a curated record